Cornus florida is the source of this 5266-nucleotide messenger RNA. Its product is annotated as ABC transporter C family member 3-like. The transcript has 10 exons. Bases 446 to 4924 code for a protein of 1492 amino acids. NCBI's taxonomy places the organism in Eukaryota, Viridiplantae, Streptophyta, Magnoliopsida, Cornales, Cornaceae. The record is from RefSeq and is a predicted model, not a curated record. Gene Ontology annotation, biological process: transmembrane transport. Gene Ontology annotation, molecular function: ATP hydrolysis activity; ABC-type transporter activity; ATP binding. Gene Ontology annotation, cellular component: vacuolar membrane; plant-type vacuole.
ACAUUGAGUAAUUAGGGUUAGAGGUCAUAUUAUAGCUUGGGUUGGAGAGUUACGUUUCAUAUAUGUUAAGACUGCAAUAAUGUAACUUCUGUGUUUUUUUUUUUUUCCCCCUCAAUGUAACCUAAUCAGAGAAAAGAAAUACGAGUAAUUUGAGCGAAUAUAGCCAACAUAAAUUUUCGAUCUCUAUCAGCCUAUGGUCCAUUCAUUUGUCUUCCAUUUUUUCGCUCCCUCUUGCCAGCUUAGCCUCAAUAAAGCCAGCUUUUAUUCUUUCACAUUCUCUCGUACUCCUAUAUAUAUACUUCUAUAUAUAUAUAUAUAUAUAUAUAUAUAAACUCACAAACAAAUCUCUAAUAUCAGGUCAUAUCACGGUACUUUCUCGUCCCCGAAUGCAGUAGGAGAAAUCCGACGUACCCUUCUCUGGCACAUAGCAUCUCCAUAAAAAAAAAUGGAAAUUCUUGAAGCAUCAAAGAAGGGUAUGUUGGUUUUCUUCUCUCAUUCAUAUUCAACCAUGUUUGGAGGCACCGAUUUCCUCCUAAAACCCAUUUUUGUACGUGGGUUUUCUGGUUUUUUACAGCUCAUUUUGUUGCUUGGUCUUUUAAUUUCAUGGGUCUGCAAGAAAAUAAAGAAAUGUCCCAGACAGGGUACUAAAAGCACCAGGUUUUUGUAUUACAAACCAACUCUGUUUUGUUCUGUGGUUCUGGCACUUUUUAAUGUUUUUCUGUGUGCAUUGAACUGCUUUUAUUGGUAUAGAAAUGGUUGGUCUGAGGAAGAGAUUGCGAUCCUUUUGGAUUUAGGACUCGGAGCUCUUGCUUGGAUAUCAAUUUCUGUUUACUUGCAUACCCAAUUCUCUAAUUCAGGUGAAUCUAAAUUCCCAUUAUUAUUAAGAAUUUGGUGGGGUUUAUUCUUGUCAAUAUCUUGUUAUUCCCUUGUGAUAGACUACUUUGAUUACAAAAAUCAGCAGUCUUUAUCAAUUCAGCUUUUGGUGUCUGAUGUUGUUUCGGCUCUUACCGGCUUGUUCUUCUGCUAUGUUGGAGUUUUUGGUAAGGAUGAGAGUGAAGAUGCACUUCUUCGAGAACCUCUUUUGGGUGGUGAAACUAGGGUAACUAAAGGUGCCACAUCUGAAGCUGCAAGCCCUUAUUUAAAUGCAAGUGUUUUUAGUAUCCUUAGUUUCAAUUGGUUAAGUCCUUUAAUUGCAACUGGUUAUAGGAAAACAAUAGACCUUGAGGAUGUGCCUGAUAUUGACAGUAGUGAUUGUGCCAACGAGUCCUUUCUAAAUUUCAGAAAUAAGCUAGAGUCUGGUAAUGGUAGUAGUACCGUAACUACAAGCAAGCUGCUGAAGACAUUAUUUAUAUCAACAUGGAGGCAAAUUAUAGUAACAGCUUUCUAUGCAAUUGUAUCCACAUUGGCAACUUAUGUAGGCCCGUACCUUAUUGAAACCUUUGUUCAAUACCUUGAUGGACAACAACAUUUUAAACAUGAAGGCUAUGUAUUGGUUUCUGCAUUCUUCUUUUCAAAGAUUGUCCAGACAUUGGCACAGAGACAAUGGAACUUUACGUUGCAGCGGGCUGGAGUGAGGACUAGGGGGGCACUGAUUACCAUGAUCUACAAUAAGGGUUUGACCCUUUCAUGCCAAUCGAAGCAGAAGCACACUAGUGGGGAGAUGAUCAAUUUUAUGACUGUUGAUGCUGAGAGGGUGGGUGACUUCUGUUCGGUCAUGCAUAAUCCAUGGUUGAUGCUUCUGCAAAUUGUUUUGGCAUUACAUAUUUUAUAUAAAAGCCUUGGGCUUGCUUCAAUUGCUGCAUUUGUUGCCACAAUAGUUAUAGUAUUGUUAAAUGCUCCAUUGGGGACAUGGCAGGAGAGACUUCAGAAUAAGUUAAUGGAAAUAAAAGAUAUAAGGAUGAAAGCAACCUCUGAAGUCUUAAGGAACAUGAGGAUUCUCAAGCUUCAGGGGUGGGAGAUGAAGUUUUUGUCUAAAAUUGUUGAGCUCAGGAAUAGGGAGGAAAGAUGGUUGAAAAUAUUUUUAUACGCUGAAGCCGUGAUGAUUUUUACGUAUUGGAGUGCCCCUACAUUUGUGUCUGUGGCCACUUUUGGGACUUGUGUGCUUGUGGGCAUCCCACUUGAAUCAGGGAAGAUUCUUGCUGCACUCGCAACGUUUAGAAUACUUCAAGUGCCUAUGUCAUACCUUCCCGAGACGAUCUCAAUGUUAGCUCAGACUAAGGUUUCCCUUGAUCGUAUUGCCUCAUUCCUUAGCCAAGAUGACCUGCAACCUGAUGUUAUAGAGAAGCUUCCAAGAGGCAGCUCUGACACAGCAAUCGAGAUAGUUGAUGGGGAUUUCUCCUGGGAUGUAUCUUCCCCCAAUCCAACAUUGAAAUCUAUAAAUUUCAAAGUGUCUCAAGGCAUGAAAGUUGCUGUUUGUGGUACUGUUGGCUCAGGAAAGUCGAGCUUGCUCUCCUGUAUCUUGGGAGAAGUACCUAAAAUAUCAGGAAGCCUUAAGCUCAGUGGGACAAAGGCUUAUGUUGCUCAGUCCCCCUGGAUACAAAGUGGAAAGAUAGAAGAUAAUAUACUGUUUGGAAAGGAAAUGGAUAGAGAAAAGUAUGAGAAGGUUCUUGAAGCAUGUUCCUUGAAAAAGGACCUGGAAAUUUUUGCCUUCAGUGAUCAGACAGUAAUAGGCGAAAGGGGAAUCAAUUUGAGUGGUGGUCAGAAGCAGAGAAUACAGAUUGCACGAGCUCUAUACCAAGAUGCUGAUAUUUAUCUAUUUGAUGAUCCAUUUAGUGCUGUGGAUGCUCAUACAGGAACCCAUCUCUUUAAGGAAUGUUUACUGGGGCUUCCUGAUUCAAAAACAGUGAUUUACAUUACUCAUCAAGUGGAGUUCUUACCUGCUGCAGAUCUCAUCCUGGUCAUGAAAAACGGCAUGAUCACACAAGCUGGAAAAUACAAUGAUAUCCUCAAUUCGGGAAGCAAUUUUAUGGAACUUGUAGGUGCACAUAAGGAAGCUUUAUCCGCACUUGAUUCGGCUGGGUUAAACUCUGAAAAAUUAACUAUCAGCAAAGAAGGUAUAGGGAGUGGUAAAAAGGUUGUUCACACAGAGGAUAGUCAAAAUGGUAAAGCAGAUGAUGCCAUGGAUCCAAAAGGACAGCUUGUUCAAGAAGAAGAAAGAGAGAAAGGUAGAGUUGGUUUUCAAGUCUAUUGGAAAUAUAUCACUACUGCAUAUGGAGGUGCUCUUGUGCCCUUUAUGUUGUUGGGACAAAUUCUCUUUCAGCUACUUCAAAUUGUAGCAAAUUAUUGGAUGGCAUGGGCAACUCCCGUAACAAAGGAUGCGGCUCCUCAAGUUGGAAUCUCUACUGUCAUGCUUGUUUAUGCAGCUUUGGCGUUUGGAUGUUCCUUAUGCAUUCUUGCAAGAGCCGUGUUUCUUGUAACUGCUGGGUAUAAGACAGCCACACUACUCUUCAAAAAUCUGCACUUGUGCAUUUUUCGUGCACCCAUGUCUUUUUUCGAUGCUACCCCAAGUGGGCGAAUCCUUAAUAGAGCAUCUACAGACCAAAGUGCACUGGAUUUGGCCAUUCCAUUUAGUGUUGGAGCAACUGCAUUCAAUACCAUAAACCUCCUUGGAAUUAUUGCAGUAAUGUCACAGGUUGCAUGGCAGGUCUUUGUCAUUUUCAUUCCUGUCAUUGCAGCAUGCAUCUGCUUACAGCAAUAUUCCCUACCUUCAUCACGAGAACUGUCACGGUUGAUUGGAGUAUCCAAAGCUCCUGUUAUACAGCAUUUUGCUGAAACAAUAUCAGGAUCGACUACUAUUAGGAGCUUUGAUCAGGAAUCAAGAUUCAUGGACACAAAUAUGAAAUUGAUAGAUUGGUAUUCUCGGCCAAUGUUUUACAGUGCUGGUGCAGCCGAGUGGCUAAGCUUCCGUUUGGAUUUUUUGUCUUCUAUGACAUUUGCCUGCUCUUUAAUUUUCUUGGUUUCUAUUCCACAAGGAGCAAUCAAUCCAAGUCUUGCGGGGUUAGCAGUGACAUAUGGGCUCAAUCUGAACUCAAUGCAAGCUGUUGUCGUGUGGCUCAUUAACAAUACGGAGACUAAAAUGAUAUCCGUUGAAAGAAUGCUACAAUAUACUUCUAUCCCAAGUGAGCCUCCUCUCACAAUAGAAGCAAAUAUGCCAGACAAUUACUGGCCAUCACGGGGAGAGGUUGAUAUUCGCGAUCUGCAGAUCCGAUAUGCCCCACACUUGCCACUUGUGUUGCGAGGUCUUACAUGCACUUUCCCUGGAGGAUUGAAAACUGGAAUUGUGGGGAGAACUGGCAGUGGUAAAUCAACUCUCAUACAGUCACUCUUCCGCCUUGUUGAACCAGCUGCAGGUCAAAUCUUGAUAGAUGGUAUUAACAUCUCCACAAUUGGACUGCAUGAUUUACGAUCUAGAUUGAGUAUCAUUCCUCAGGAACCAACCAUGUUUGAGGGGACAAUACGGAACAACUUAGAUCCGCUUGAAGAGUACACGGACGAAGAGAUUUGGGAGGCUCUUGAUAAGUGCCAGCUUGGAGAUGAAGUUGGGAAGAAGGAAUGCAAGCUUGAUUCAUCAGUUGUCGAGAAUGGAGAGAACUGGAGUAUGGGCCAAAGGCAACUGGUCUGUCUUGGCCGUGUGCUUCUCAAGAAAAGCAAGAUCUUGGUGCUUGAUGAAGCUACAGCAUCAGUUGAUACAGCAACUGACGGUUUAAUUCAACAGACCAUUAAGCAACAUUUUUCCAACUCGACUGUUUUAACCAUUGCACAUCGGAUUACAUCUGUAAUUGAUAGUGACAUGGUCCUUGUUUUAGAUCACGGACUUAUUGAGGAAUAUGAUUCUCCAACAAAGUUGCUGGAAGACAAGUCGUCUUCGUUUGCAAAGCUUGUAGCAGAGUACAGCGUGAGGUCAAAUUCUAAGUUUGAGAAGUGAACAAGCACUUGAAGACCUUCCUAGGCACCAUUCACCUUUAAAUUGGAUGAUGUUGAUGAUGAAAAAUAUGGUGGAAAGUCUUUUCUAAUUUAGAUUGUUGUGUUAUUUUUGAAGUAUAGGGAUAUGGAAAAAUCAAAGUAAUAGGUGAGGUAUAUAUUCUGUGCAAGAUAUAGAGGUAUGUUCUGUACAAGAUAUAUUACUAGGGAUGAACACUAUAUCUUACAACAAAACCCAACGUGUAUUGUCUUAAAUUUUGAGUCAACAAAAUUACACUUUGCCAUAAAUUUUCCUAGUGUGUACUUAUAAACAAUCAAUAUAUAUUUAGGCAAGAUUGACCAAACU